UUUCUGCCUCCCGGCCCCUGGGUGUCCCUUCAGGUCUUGGGUUCUGAGCUGUGUGAGAAGAAGGGAGAGGGAGGUCUCUGAUCUGACACUAUGGAGGAAGGGAAGGGCGACACCUUCGAGGGUGUCAGCACCGACCGCCUUAAAUUGGAGUUACUGGAGGAAAUCCACAGAAAGGAUAUAGUGCAACUCUCAAUACUUGAAAUAAGAGAGAAGAUAGCAGAACUGGAAGCCAAACUCAAUACUGACGAUGAAGGUGGUGAGUGGAAGACCCGUUAUGAGACACAACUUGAACUGAAUGAUCAGCUAGAAAAACAAAUUGUUUCUCUCAAAGAGAAAAUGGAAAAAAUCCAUGGAAACCCUGCAGAUAGACUAUCUUCUAUUCGUGUGUAUGAACGAAUGCCAGUGGAAUCCUUAAACACAUUACUUAAACAGCUAGAAAAAGAAAAGAGGAGUCUUGAAAAUCAAGUGAAAAACUAUGCACUGAGACUGGAACAAGAGUCAAAGGCGUACCACAAGACCAACAAUGAACGCCGUAUAUACCUAGCUGAGAUGUCUCAGGUCUCUGGCUCAUACCAAAUGUCUAAAAGACAACAGAAGGAUCAACUGCCUAGAAUGAAGCAGAAUCUCGUGAAAACUUCCCAAAUCACUGAACAAUGCUAUCCCUUAAAGGCAAAAAUAGACCUCUUAUUAGUUGGAGACGUCACUGUUCAGUACCUGGCUGACACUGCACAGAAAUUCUUUUCGAAUACAGCAGAAGUCACCAUCACCAUCAGUGAUGUGAAGAAGGCAGCUGUGCUUCUGAAUGACUGCACCUUCAACAUGCUUUUCCUGAAGAUGACUUCUUUACCGACGGCCGAGGAACUGGAAACUGUCCGACUAAUUAGACUUGGCAAGAAGAAAAAUACACAUUUGCUGUUUGUUUUUAUAAUCCCUGAAAAUUUUAAAGGUUGUAUUUCAGGGCACGGAGCUGAUAUUACUUUAACUGAACCACUGACAAUGGAAAAAAUGAGUAUUGUGGUAAAAUACUGGAAAACAUAUUUCUCAAAUACUGUGAAGAAUGAAAAUUCUGUGAAGCCGGAAGAACUUGGAUUGUCCCUGCAGAAGUCCUGCAGCGAACACCUGGGAUAUUUUUCUACUGAUCUCUUUGCUUGCUCUGAAUCUCUAAGAAAUGACUUUGGGCUUGAACUAAAGGCUCCAUUGUCAGAUUUUGAGAAAAGCAAAAAGAUUUCUCUUCUUCAUUCAAGCAAGGAAAAGCUGAGAAGAGAACGAAUCAAGUAUUGCUGUGAGCAGCUGCGGACUCUGCUGCCAUAUAUAAAGGGGAGAAAAAAUGAUGCCGCUUCGAUUCUUGAGGCAACAGUUGAUUAUGUGAGGUAUAUCCGGGAGAAAAUCCCUCCAGACGUUAUGGGCCAGAUUACAGAAGCACUUCAGAGUGAUAGGCGGUUUUGUAAGAAACAAAUGCCCAUCCAGCUAUCCCUCCCAGGCACGGUCAUGGCACAAAGGGAAAGCAGUGUGUUGGCAAGCACUUGCUCACCUGUGAGAGGGAUAAGAUUCCUGGCUAAUAAGUGCCUGAAUGUGUACUCUCUUCCUGCCUCAGGCAGCUCCUUGGAUGAAGCUGGGAGAGGUCAUUCCAGCGCCACUUCAGAGAAUGCUAUUGGUGAUGGAUAUAAAACUCGAAUUCCCAGCACAGCUCUCUCUCUUAAUGCCUUCCAUGCUGUCAGAUACUAUUCUAAAGUCAUCCCUUCCUGUGAUGCAGCUGCUGUAACAAAUCAGAACCUUUCAGUUCAUUUUCCAUCAGCCAUGCCCAGAGUCUCGAAGUUUCUUCCUCAGCACUGCAAUUCUGUGCUGGGCCAGACCUGCGCAACACAUCCCAACUGUCUGCAACGGUUUUGGGCACAUUAACAGCACGUGUUUGAAAUUCACAGUCUAGACCACCUACUGGGCGCAGUUUGACAAUACAGGAUGAAUGGCACAGAGAAGGACCUUGAAAGCUAUACCCAGAGACGUAAU
Equus quagga is the source of this 2007-nucleotide messenger RNA. RefSeq names its product spermatogenesis and oogenesis specific basic helix-loop-helix 2 (gene SOHLH2). NCBI's taxonomy places the organism in Eukaryota, Metazoa, Chordata, Mammalia, Perissodactyla, Equidae. The record is from RefSeq and is a predicted model, not a curated record. Gene Ontology annotation, molecular function: protein dimerization activity. The transcript has 18 exons. Bases 91 to 1899 code for a protein of 602 amino acids.